This is a messenger RNA of Grosmannia clavigera kw1407, 978 nucleotides long. RefSeq names its product dyp-type peroxidase family protein. Gene Ontology annotation, molecular function: heme binding; peroxidase activity. The record is from RefSeq and is a predicted model, not a curated record. Gene Ontology annotation, cellular component: cytosol. The transcript is spliced from 2 exons. The coding region runs from base 1 to 978 and encodes 325 amino acids. Lineage: Eukaryota; Fungi; Ascomycota; Sordariomycetes; Ophiostomatales; Ophiostomataceae.
AUGACCACACAACCGGCUGGAAGCCAUCGCGCCCAGCUGGUGCCGCAGCGUGUCGAUGCACCUCUGACCGCCUCGGCCGUCUUCCUGGUCGUCACCGUGAAUGGCGACGCGGCCGAGACGGUGCAGACUGUGCGGUCGGCACUCGCCGGCCUGGACGAUCUCGUCAAGACGGUGGGUUUCCGUGACCUUAACGGUCACGUGAGCUGUACUGCAGGCAUCGGCAGCAAAGUGUGGGAUGCCGUCGUUGGCUUGCCGAAGCCGGCCGAGUUGCAUCCCUUCCAGGCCGUUCAAGGGCCAAAACACACGGCUGUCUCGACGCCCGGUGACGUGCUGUUUCACAUCCGCGCCGAGAGACGGGACCUGUGCUUUGAGCUGGAGCGGCAGCUGCUGGCCAGCCUGGGCGAUGCGGUGACGGUGGUGGAUGAGACUGUCGGAUUUCGAUACUUUGACAACCGGGAUCUUCUCGGCUUCGUCGACGGCACGGCUAAUCCCACCGGCACGGCCGUGGACGAGGCCGUUUUGGUCGCUGCGGACGACGACAGCUCCUCGCCGGCCGCUCCUGGUGGCAGCUAUGUGGUCGUGCAAAAGUAUGUCCACGACAUGACCGCCUGGACACGCCUCCGGACAGAGGAGCAGGAGGCUAUUAUCGGCCGCACGAAGCUCGACAACGUAGAGCUGCCCGAUGCAGACGGUGCGACCGUCCAGCGAUCUCACAAGACGCUCAACACGGUCGAGUCCGAAGGCGGAGAGCUGGAAAUCCUGCGUGACAAUAUGCCCUUUGGGUCGCCGGGCUCGGGCGAGUUUGGCACGUACUUUAUCGGCUACACCCGUCGCCUGUGGGUGCUCGAAACCAUGCUGAAGCGCAUGUUCAGCGGCGAUCCACCCGGGCUGCACGAUCGCCUACUCGACUACUCGACCGCGCUGACUGGGUCGGUCUUCUUCGUGCCCGCAUCAGGUGUGCUGGCUGGGCUGGAGUAG